UUGCAGAUCCUUUCUUUCUUCUAUCAUUGCCAUUUUGCUUUUUUUGAGUUUUCGCAUUUCAGAUUUGCUGGUGAGGAAAAUGGUGCACAGAAAGCGUGGGAUAAAGCAGUCGCAGAAGGCGCAGAUGGAAAAGUAAUUUUCCAGGAGAAAGAGUUGACAGGAAAGGUUCUUGAAGGAGAGGAUGAAGAAAAAUACUGGAGCGCGUUCAAUGCUAGCAAGCAGAACAAGAUGGAUAGAGCAAGCGGGCGACGAGGAGGUCGAGGAGGACGUGGACGAGGCGGGCAUGGUGGACCUCGUGGACAGAAGCGCCAAGCUGAAGAAGGUGAUGCUCCAAAAAGCAAGAAAAUCAUCUUCGAUGAUGACGGUAAACCCAGUGGUGAUGCACCUUCCGAAGCGAAAACUGCUGAAGCCUAA
Cooperia oncophora is the source of this 414-nucleotide messenger RNA. NCBI's taxonomy places the organism in Eukaryota, Metazoa, Nematoda, Chromadorea, Rhabditida, Trichostrongylidae. The record is from the annotation of a GenBank genome assembly.